AUGCUACAUAUAGUUCGCAGAAAAUGCAUUUUACUAUGCACUUGUUUUAUUGUCCUCAUUUUGUUGAAGCCGUCUGCAAGCUCUCAAAUUUCCGCUAGACAAAGGCAAGAUGGUCUACCACUGGGACGCGGACCUCAUGGCAGGCCCUUAGACGGAAUUACUGGGCAGGAAGUCCCUUGGGAAGGGGUAUGGAAACCUGAAAUUGUGGAAGUCCCAUUCGAACAACCAUUACCGAGUAGAAUCGACGCUUUAGACGAUAACAUUAUUGGUAUUAUUGACCAUAGAAGUAAUGAAUCUUCUGGUGAAGUAAUGCUGGUGAACGGCGCUGUUCGGAACGAAGGCACAGUAGUCAUUAACGUCAAAGGACGAUGGGGCGUUAUUUGUGAUGACAAUUGGACAUUGAAGGAGGCCAAUGUGGUAUGCAGACAACUUGGAUAUCAUUAUGCAAUGAGAGCCACAAGUCGAGAUUACUUCAAUACUAGAGGACAGUGUAAGUGCUAA
Molecule: messenger RNA, 501 nt
Organism: Protopolystoma xenopodis
Lineage: Eukaryota; Metazoa; Platyhelminthes; Monogenea; Polystomatidea; Polystomatidae
Source: the annotation of a GenBank genome assembly